CUUGCCCAAGGUGAAGGCAAGAACCUAGAACACCCCGGAAUUGGUACAGGGCUCUUUUAAUCCCAUCCCAUUGUUAUACAUGGGUUCUAGAAUGAACAGGUCAAUGCUGUGAGAUGGGUUCCAGGUGUAAAGGGGAGGGACUAUGAGGUGACAUUCUAGAAGGAUAGGGUAGGACAGGAGGCAUAUGACUAUUCCCUCACAAACAGGGCCUUUGGGGCAGCCAUGUCCUACUUCAUGUCUCCCCAGACUCAUCCAGGUCUUCUACCUUCUAACCAAGGUGGGGCUGCUUCUCCGGGUUCGUCCCUUGGCCUCUAUAGUCCUACAGAGCCAGUGGUGGUGGCCUCUGGUGGAUUAGGCCCACUGAACCAGAAAGCGGAGCAGGUGGUACCUGCUGCCCAGACCUGGGGCCCCACCCUGGCAGUGCCUGAAGCCAGGGUCUGCUCUGGGGGUGCUAGCUGGGAGAUACCACGGAGGAAGGAGUACAGCCGAUACUGCCACAAAUUCCCCAACGUGAGGCAACCAGAGAGCUUGGGCUGGGAGAAUGGCUGCUCCAGAAGCAGAGCUCCCCACCUGAGUGGCCCCAGCAGGCCUGGGCCCCUGCUGCUGUGUGGGCUGUCACCAGGGGUUCUGCCAGUGCCCUCUGAGGCAGUGGAGAAGGAGGCCGGCUCCCAGCCUGACAUCUGCAUCCUUACCCUGGCUAUGAUGAUCGCCGGCAUCCCCACCGUGCCUGUCCCAGGCCUGCGGGAAGAGGACCUGAUCCGGGCAGCUCAAGCUUUCAUGAUGGCCCAUCCAGAGCCUGAGGGAGCUGUGGAGGGAACGCGGUGGGAGCAAGUGCAUGCCCACUCAGCUUCUGGGCAGAUAUCCCUAAUGAGAUCCAGGAGGGGCCAGCCUCCUGGCUCCUGCUUGUAGCUGGAUGAAAUAGCACCAGACACAUAGGGUG
Molecule: messenger RNA, 940 nt
Organism: Ictidomys tridecemlineatus (thirteen-lined ground squirrel)
Lineage: Eukaryota; Metazoa; Chordata; Mammalia; Rodentia; Sciuridae
Gene: Spata25
Product: spermatogenesis associated 25
Biological process (GO): spermatogenesis
Source: RefSeq, a predicted model, not a curated record